AUGGAUGAAAAGGAGAUCGCCGGAUAUCGCCGGUUAACCUUUGCCGGCAUUUCGGUGGCCGCCGUGGCAACGAUGACGUCGAUCGUUGUCGUUCCGCUUCUGUUCUCCUAUGCUCAGAACGUACAGUCCCAUCUUGAAGUCGAAUUACGAUUCUGCGUCAUGAACACCCACAAUUUGUUCGAUGAAAUGAGGAAGGUUGAGCAAAUUACCGGUCAGACGAGUCGAAUCAAGCGUCAUCAAGGAUAUGGGCAGAACGGUUAUCAGGCGAGGCCUCAGGUCCCAGUAGUCCAACCGGGUCCUCAGUACGGCGGCGGUGGCGGCGGAUACGGCGGCGGAGGCGGCGGCGGAGGCGGCGGCGGUGGUUCGGUUUGUGUAUCAGGACCGCCUGGUCCACCCGGACCUCCAGGGCAAGAUGGCUUACCAGGCAAUGAUGGGGCUCCAGGAGCCGACGGUGCUCCAGGAGGCAACGGAGGAGGAUAUGGAGGAGGAGGCGGCGGAGGUGAGAUCUGCUUCGAUUGUCCACCUGCCCCCAGAGGUAUGCCUGGAAGACCAGGGCCAAGGGGCCCACCAGGACCGUCUGGCGGAGGUGGAAUGUCAGCUGCAGGAAUUCCUGGCCCUCCUGGCCCUCCAGGACCUCCCGGACCGCCCGGAAUGGACGGAGAGCCUGGUAUGCCUGGAGGUCCUGGCAAACCUGGAACUCUGAUAGAAGGUGGAGCAGGAGGUGGUGGUGGAGGUAUGGGACCACCUGGUCCUCCGGGACCACCUGGGCCACCAGGAGCACCUGGUGCACCGGGAAUGGCCAUGCCUGGACCACCUGGCCCACAAGGAGAUCCCGGAAUGCCUGGUGGACCAGGUCAACCAGGAGGAGCUGGCCAACCAGGUGCUCCAGGUGGUAUGGGUCUUGCGGGAGCGUGUGAACAUUGUCCAGAGCCAAGGCUUGCUCCUGGAUAUUAA
Haemonchus placei is the source of this 954-nucleotide messenger RNA. The record is from the annotation of a GenBank genome assembly. NCBI's taxonomy places the organism in Eukaryota, Metazoa, Nematoda, Chromadorea, Rhabditida, Trichostrongylidae.